AUGGCCCUCAGUUUUCUUAGUGGCAGCGGGAGCGCCAGCCAUGCCAAGUACUUCGACAUUCGCUUGAACGAUGAUUACAUUGUAUUUCGCGGCGGCGAGCAUGAAUCGGCGAGCGCCCACUUGAAAGGCACUCUGGUGCUCUGCUUGUCGGAGCCGCUCUCAAUUAAGCACAUUCGCUUGGAGCUGACGGGCAUGUCGCGAGUCUGUUGGCACCUACCAUCUAGCUCUGCGUCCGGGGGCCGGAAAUCAUGGAGGGAGCGAGUUUUCUACGACAAAACCUGGAGGUUCCGCGAUGCAGGCAAGGGUAAGACCGAAGUCCUGGCUGCGGGCAACUAUGAGUAUCCGUUCGACGUCGUCCUCGAAGGCUCGAUGCCCGAGAGUGUGGAGGGUCUCUCGGAGACGUGGGUCAUGUACCGAUUCAAGGCCGAGAUCGGACGGAAAUACGCCAAAGACAUCGUGGCGCGGAAGCCCCUGCGCAUCAUUCGAACCCUCGACCCGAGCGCGCUGGAAUUAUCACAUGCUAUGUCGGUGGACAACAUCUGGCCCAACAAGAUUGAGUACUCUAUCAGCACCCCGACCAAGGCUGUCAUGUUUGGGACCUCCAUUCGAGUGGAUUUCAAGUUGAUUCCUUUACUGAAGGGCCUGCGAAUCGGACAAAUUACGUCACAGUUGAUUGAAAGCCACGAUCUGACCCUCAACCCGGAAGAUCCCGAUUCCAUCCGCAACACCUACAAAGUCACGCGCACGAUUAUAACCGACGAGUAUGAGAUUCAGGAGGACAAUAUCGAGAUCAUUGAUGAGGCGGCUGAGGGAUACCAGCUCACACGCUAUCUCGACAUGCCGGCUACCUUGACCCGUUGUCUGCAGGAUACGGACACCAAGGGUAUCAAGAUCCGGCACAAGCUGAAGUUCAGAAUUCAGCUACACAACCCAGAUGGCCACAUUAGUGAGCUCCGUGCAACUUUACCCGUCUCGGUCUUCAUUUCCCCGAAUAUCCCUCUGGGCGACGACAAUCAAUUACGGGAUCAAACUUCAACUGCCCAACGACGAGCCGCCGACGAAUUUGCUGCUCAGCAAGCCCCUCCGCUCUACGGCGAACACCAGUUUGAUCAAUUGUACAGCCAGCUGGAUCCCAAUGGAUACCGCACGCCUGGCCCCGGCAGCGGACCCAACACGCCGUUCGGGCCUCUCAGCCGCAACAUCUCUGCAGAAAACCUUGCAUCCAUGAACGCCCUUACGAAUACGGACAUUUCAGCGUCUGCGCUCCACAGUCGCCUGACGAACCUUACAAACCGACGAGGACAUCUGUCACCCACUGAGGCACCGAACACUCCUGCUGAACAGCACCCAAAUUCACGACAGCACAACGUUCAUUUUGAUUACUUCGGGCCUAAUGCAAAUACAGGCUCCGGCGCGGGUUCUGGUACACAUAGCCCGAAUACCCCUGAGCUCUCGCGCCGGGCCUCUGAUGAUGAACACGACCACGAACCCAUUCCGUCAGGCAUGGCUACUCCAUUCCACCCACAGUACGCCGAAGUUGAGACUCUGAGCCGAGUUCCCAGUUACUCGACUGCGGUUCGCGCUACAGUGGGCUCCUACGAUUCAGCUCUCCCCGACUACAAUGCGGUCAUUGCAAGCUCUCUCCCCGAGACUUCAUUGCCGCAAUCUCCACAACAGGCCUACCUGCGCUCUGGCCGCGCUAGCGGGAUCUCUACUCCUCUAGAUGUGAAUCGCAACAAUUACCUCCAAACGCACAGUUAG
Molecule: messenger RNA, 1761 nt
Organism: Penicillium chermesinum
Lineage: Eukaryota; Fungi; Ascomycota; Eurotiomycetes; Eurotiales; Aspergillaceae
Product: arrestin family protein
Exons: 5
Coding region: 1-1761 (586 amino acids)
Biological process (GO): ubiquitin-dependent endocytosis
Cellular component (GO): cytosol; cytoplasm; plasma membrane
Molecular function (GO): ubiquitin protein ligase binding; protein-macromolecule adaptor activity
Source: RefSeq, a predicted model, not a curated record